Molecule: messenger RNA, 396 nt
Organism: Talaromyces rugulosus
Lineage: Eukaryota; Fungi; Ascomycota; Eurotiomycetes; Eurotiales; Trichocomaceae
Exons: 4
Coding region: 1-396 (131 amino acids)
Biological process (GO): translation
Cellular component (GO): ribosome; mitochondrial large ribosomal subunit
Molecular function (GO): structural constituent of ribosome; large ribosomal subunit rRNA binding
Source: RefSeq, a predicted model, not a curated record
AUGAUCCAACUAAAGACGAUGCUUAAUUGCAUCGACAACUCGGGCGCCGCGGUUGUUGAAUGCGUCAACGUGCUCAAGAAGAAGAGACCGGCCACAAUCGGCGACCGCAUCGUCGUCGUCGUCCAGAAACAACGAAACUUUGGUCCCGAAAACUCGACAAACAGCGGAAUCGCCAACAAGGUGCGUCGCGGCGAUAUUCGACAUGCAGUUGUCGUGCGUGCUCGCAAGGAGAUUCAGCGACCCGAUGGAAGUCUUGUGAAAUUUGAUGAUAAUGCCUGCGUCCUUAUCAACAAGGCGGGCGAUCCGAUCGGAACGAGAAUGAACGGUAUUGUUGGGGCUGAACUCCGGGGGAAACAGUGGUCAAAGAUUCUUUCGCUGGCUCCAAUGCAUCUGUAA